Mugil cephalus (flathead mullet) is the source of this 3631-nucleotide messenger RNA. RefSeq names its product Cas scaffold protein family member 4 (gene cass4). Gene Ontology annotation, biological process: cell surface receptor protein tyrosine kinase signaling pathway; cell migration. Lineage: Eukaryota; Metazoa; Chordata; Actinopteri; Mugiliformes; Mugilidae. Gene Ontology annotation, molecular function: protein binding. The coding region runs from base 566 to 3028 and encodes 820 amino acids. The transcript is spliced from 7 exons. The record is from RefSeq and is a predicted model, not a curated record. Gene Ontology annotation, cellular component: cytoplasm; plasma membrane.
ACAAAAAAAAAAAAAAGCCUCACGCAGAAUGAAGAAUGACAAAAUGAGGAAGCAAAACGCAAAUUAAAAAAAAUCUUCUUCACAGUUAUCCGGAAAAAGUAAGGUCGUGGUAAUCGAUGCGCUUACUUCUGCUUUACCAGAAAGACGGUGUAGCGCCGCGCAUGCAGCAGCAGCAGAAGAAGAAGAAGACAAAAAAAAAAAAAAAAAAAAGGCAGUGUUGCGGUAGGGCAACUGCAGAAGUGAGCAUGUGUGUGUGUGUCUGUGUGUGUGUGUGUGUGGGUUUCUCUCUCUGGCCAAUGGGACGGCAGGAAAGCGAGCUCUCUCCUCGACAUGGAGCCGCGUUUCCCCGCCCAGGUUUUAAAAGCGCCUGGUUGUCAGUGACAGCUCAGAUAAUAUGCCUGUGAGACACCAAGUAGGAGUGAACCCCAAAAAUUUUUUUUUUUUUUUAACCAACACACACACACACACACACACACACACACACGCUCCUGAGACCCUGAGAUGUUUUUUCCCUGAGCGGUGACCCUGCAUCGGACCUCUACUCAUUAUCUCUUGUGUGGACUACAUGCAAACAAUCAUGAACAAACUAGCGAAAGCCCUGUACGACAACACAGCGGAGUCUGCGGAUGAGCUCGCCUUCAGAAAAGGGGACAUUGUCACGGUGAUGAAUCAAAAUGUGGCCGGCACCAGCGGGUGGUGGAUGUGCUCUCUGUACGGACGCCAAGGCCUGGCCCCCGCGAAUAGACUGAAGCUCUUAACGCACACCGGAAGCGCUGAGGAGCACUCGAGUGUGAACGUGGUGGAAAAACGGAUAUCGGGCCAUGCUCAAACAGACGACUGUGUGCAAAAUAUCUACCAGAUCCCGAGUGUACCGCGGCCGACCACCACCCCCACCAGCAGCCCUGCGUACGAACGCAUGGACAUCAUCUACAAGGUCCCGUCAAUUCCUUUAACGGCCUCGAGUUACCCUAUCCCAUCGGCGUAUAUGCACAGCACAGAAGGUUCUGAGGGACAAAAGCUUCCAAACAUGGCGUCCAGUCCAAAGAGGGAGGUUUAUGACGUCCCGGGCCAAGCAAGACGAGUUUCUCUUGAAUCCACCGCUCCCAGACAAAUGCCACGAAAAUACUCGAUGUUUUCAGCCUCACAGCUGGAGAAGAAAUUUGACUCUGCGGAGAAUUUGAGGUGUAGCAGUCCAGGAGACUCUUAUGUGUAUGCGGUUCCACCACCUCUGCCUCUGGACCCAAACUAUGACAUCCCCGUUCCCUCCGCCACAGAAUCCCAAAAGACAAACAUCAGUGGAUACUGCACCCUUCCCAACCCCAGCAGGACUCAGUGGAUCUACGACGUGCCGACGAGUGCCGAGAAACAAAGCUGCCCUCAAAGCCUCUACGACACCUUGCCCCCCAAAACCGACUCCAGCAGGCUCUAUGACACUCUUCCAGUACACGCUCUGCCGAUUAAGAAAGACAGCCCAACUUCCUCACUUUACGAUAUUCCAAAACCCAAUUGUCCCGAUAUCCCGACUCCACCUAAAGUGGUGCCAAGGGUCCCCCUUCGCAACAGCCCGCCAUCUCAUAGCCUUACAGAGGAGUCGGUAUACGCUGUUCCGCCUCAGGAGGAACCCCUAACCCGCGUUGUCAGAGAUUCUCCCGGUGAUCCUAAACCCUUUGAAUGCAGGGGGGACUCGAGAAACGUUUAUGAACUCAAAAGGGUGCGCUUGCAGCGGAUGAGGAACUUUCUCGCCUGCACGUCCUUCGCUGACCUCCCGAUGAGCGGGGAGUCGCUGGUGCAGGAAGACCGAGGCCGAGCCCCGUGUCUCUCCGCAGCGGACAGUCAAAGGAUCAGCACGGCGUCCAGCUCCUCCAGCAGCUCCUGUGACUCUCUGGGCAUGAGCUCGUCUUCUCCCGAGCCCCUUCGAGAAGUGACUCUCAGUCAGGAAGAAGCCUGCCGUAGACUCCUGGAGCUGAAGGAGUGCGUUUGCAAGGCCGUGCCCCGACUCAUGGACUUCGUCAGCAGCCACUGGAGGUGCAAGCAACACCUCGAGAAGCACCUCCCCGAGAUCAAGGAAGCAGCCGAGGGGAUUGCGUGUUCCGUGACGAGCUUCCUGAACUUCGCCCUGGACGUUAAGGGCAACGCCAGCCGUUUGACCGACUCCAACCUGCAGGCCAGACUCUGCAAACAGCUUUCCAUCGUAGAGGACUCUGGUGUGAUCCUGCAACAAACAGUGAGCGCUCUGAACUUGGCCGGCUGGCCCCUCAACAGUCUCUGUCAGGAGCCGGGCCAGAGCUUGACGCCCGACCAGCUGGAGCGCUUCGUUAUGGUGGCACGCACUAUUCCAGAGGACGUCAAGCGCCUCGUGUCCAUCGUCAACGCCAACGGGAAGCUUCUGUUCAGGGCUCCUCUGAAAGAUCCAGACUCCGUUAACACCACAGGACCCUCAGAGACAAAGAAAAGUCCUGAUGGAAGUGAACACGGACACGAAUUAGUGGAGGACGACAAUGACUAUGUAGAGUUGCAGAAAAAGGGUGAGGAAUGCAAGGAGAAGGAUGUGCAACGUGACGUCCAGAAGAAACCAAAAGAAAGUGUCACAUCAGUCUCCAACACAGCACAAGCCGACAACAAGCGUUACUCCUCUGACUCCGGCAGCGGAUCGGAAGAGCAGCGAUCGGCCUCCCUGUCCGAGCACAUCCGGCUUUACUUCGGCGCUCUGCAAAAGGCCAUCGGGGGAUUCGUGGGCAGCCUACAGGACAAACAGCCGCCCGAGAAGUUCAUCUCACAGAGUAAGCUGGUGAUCAUGGUGGGCCAGAGGCUGGUGGACACCCUGUGCAGGGAGGCCCAGCGCAGAGGCUCCUGCCAAAACCUCCUGUGCAAGAGCAACCACCUGUGUGCUCUCCUGAAGCAGCUGGCCGUGGCCACCAAGAAGGCGGCACUGCACUUUCCAGACAAGCAAGCUCUGCAAGAGGCUCAGGAGUUUGCGAAGGAACUGGCCCAAAGAGCGCAGCACUUUCGGAUAUCUCUCGAUCUGUGACAGUGCACAAACCGUAAAAAAAGCAUGCUGAUUUUGGUUGUGCAGAAAAAAAACUCAUCAGUCAUUUAGCUACUUCCUUGUUUUGUUUUGUUUUUUUUUCUUUGUUUUUUUUUCAUUAUCAAGCUUCACUUUGCAGGCGCUUGUUGCUGGAUGUCGGCGUCGUAAUAAACGAAACACCGCUGGCUCGGGGAAAGUGUACGCGAAGAGGAGCGACAGUGGGGUUCCAAAAAUAAAUUGCACAUUUAGCAUAUUGUAUUUAAGCCAAUUACAAUAUCUGAAAAAAGUAUAAAUAUUAAAAAAAAAGUAUCAGGUAUACUGUAAAAUACAAUAUAUAAUUAAGGGCAAUUUUAUGUUCCUUGAGUAUUUUUUUUUCUUUUUUUUAUGUGGAUGUUUCUUUAAAAUGUUAAAAGUAUAUUCUCCAGGGUAACAGUUUGAUAUAAUCUUCUUUUUUGUGAAAAUACCGCCUGUAUGUAGGCAUCUUAUAAAAAUGUGUUAUGCAUUCCUACACGUUACUUGACAAAAGACAAGAAAAGACAAAGACAAAAGAGUACGACACACGUUGGAUUUUUGUUCAUAUUAAAAUUCAAAACUGAAAGCAUUGUA